Microtus oregoni (creeping vole) is the source of this 1480-nucleotide messenger RNA. RefSeq names its product V-set and transmembrane domain containing 2A (gene Vstm2a). Bases 295 to 1053 code for a protein of 252 amino acids. The record is from RefSeq and is a predicted model, not a curated record. Lineage: Eukaryota; Metazoa; Chordata; Mammalia; Rodentia; Cricetidae. The transcript has 5 exons.
GCCGAGCGGCUGACGUGGGACGAGCUGCCAGGUAGCGGAAGCAGCCAGCCGCCGGCGGAGACACUUCGCAGCGUGGCAGCCCGGGUCUGCGCCUGAAGCCUCCAGAUCCCAGCCAGCUUGGUCCAACCCUCGCCAGUCGCAAUCCCCUGUGCCCAAGCCAAUCUACGCCGAGAGCGGCAGCAUGCAUGCAGUGUCGCGCCCCGGGCUCUGAAAGCAGCCCCUGAACAAGCUUGCUUGCCUGUCUUUUUAGAUUUUGGGGCUCUUGGCUACACGGAUGUGCCUCCCUCCCUUGGCAUGAUGGGGAUCUUUUUGGCGUCUGUUGGAUUUGUGUUCUUUUCCGUGUUAUAUGUACAGCAAGGGCUUUCUUCUCAAGCAAAAUUUACCGAGUUUCCGCGGAACGUGACUGCGACCGAGGGACAAAAUGUGGAGAUGUCCUGUGCUUUCCAAAGCGGCUCCGCUUCAGUGUACCUGGAGAUCCAAUGGUGGUUCCUUCGGGGACCAGAGGACCUGGAGCAUGGAACCGAGGCGGCUGGCUCUCAGGUGGAGCUCUUACCCGACAGAGACCCGGACAAUGACGGGACCAAGAUAAGUACAGUGAAAGUCCAAGGCAAUGACAUCUCCCACAAGCUUCAGAUCUCCAAAGUGAGGAAAAAGGACGAAGGCUUAUAUGAGUGCAGGGUGACAGAUGCCAACUACGGGGAGCUACAGGAACACAAGGCCCAGGCCUACCUGAAAGUCAAUGCCAACAGCCACGCGCGGAGAAUGCAGGCCUUUGAAGCCUCGCCCAUGUGGCUACAAGACAUGAAGCCUCGAAAGAAUGUGUCAUCCGUGGUUCCCAGCAGCAUCCACAGCUCUGCCAACCAACGAACGCACUCCACUUCCAGCCCUCAAGCGGUAGCCAAAAUCCCCAAACAAAGUCCACAAUCAGCAAAGAGCAAAUCGCCUGUAAAAUCUACGGAGCGGACAGCAAAGUUGACCCUAAACUCCAAGCACCAUUCUGCACCCCUGUACUCUAGUUACCUACACAAGGAACAUCAGCUUCCGGAAGCAUAAGUGAAGAGGCUAUUACACGCUUUAUUGAUAGUAUUUUCUUUGGGAAGUCGCUGAUCUUUUAUUUGAAGAGAAUUAAUGCGAAGCGAUAGGACAUUUUCUAAUAACAAGAUCUGGUUUUUUGUUUUGUUUUGUUUUCUUUCAACAAAUAAAAUCUACAUUUCACUAACUGCUCAGGAGUUGGCCUGAAAGUCAUCAGUAUAGUAGAUAUUUCCAUGGAUUCCACCAAUUUCCUACUAAGGAACACCUAAUCCGAAUGAAGCAAACAAAGAUAGGAAGCCUAAGACAUGCAAACUAUCUUCAAGCAGCACCCCAGCUGAGGAAACAAAAAAAAAACAAAAUGCUGGACACUACGGAUCAACAGCACGCAACUUUAUUUUACAUAAGGAAGAAUCAGAGCAAUUUUUUUUUCGAAAAAAAAAAAAAACAA